This is a messenger RNA of Lepus europaeus (European hare), 7861 nucleotides long. RefSeq names its product spermatogenesis associated 13 (gene SPATA13). The record is from RefSeq and is a predicted model, not a curated record. Gene Ontology annotation, cellular component: cytoplasm. The transcript has 12 exons. NCBI's taxonomy places the organism in Eukaryota, Metazoa, Chordata, Mammalia, Lagomorpha, Leporidae. Gene Ontology annotation, biological process: filopodium assembly; lamellipodium assembly; intracellular signal transduction. Gene Ontology annotation, molecular function: protein binding; guanyl-nucleotide exchange factor activity. Bases 65 to 3883 code for a protein of 1272 amino acids.
CUCCGAUGUGCACGGGGGUCUGAGCCUCGCCGCCCUGUGGCCGCGGGCGCCCCACCCCGAGAACAUGACCACGGCCCAGAACGGCCAUGGGCAAGGGGCUGCCAUCGCCUGUUCAGCCUGCGAGCCGCAGGACCCCAGCACGGCGACGUGUGAGCAUGGAGGCUAUGGCGGCGACGCAGAGGCGCAGGGGGCCCGGCUCGGCCCUUCCAGGCUCGUGCGCCUUUUCUCCGUGAGUCGGAAGAGAAUGGGCGCCAACCCUGAGAGGCCCCGCUCACUGGUCCUCGUGGGGAAUUCCUCGACGUGGAACGCGCUGGCCUCCUUCCGGAAAAUGGGCUCUUUCAAAAAGCUGAAGUCUUCAGUCCUACAAGGGAUUCAGAACCGAGAGGGGUCGGACCCCUGGAAGGAGGAGGCGUCAGAACGCGACCCGGCCAAACCCCUGGCCAACGGUGCGGGGCCAGGGGGCCCGGCCCGCAGGGGCUCCCCCUCGGCGUCGACGAGGGAGCCCCACAGGACCGGGCAGGAGGCGGCGUCCGACUGCUCAGACCCCGAGGACGCCGACGACGACGCCUUCCAGAGGAGCACCCACCGCUCCCGCAGCAUCCGCAGGGCCUAUGGCCUAGGCCGCAUCAGCUUGGCGGACGCAGAGAAGCGCCAGGGCCCCCGGGGCCACGCCGGGCCUCUGUCCCCGGUCAUGCAGGAGCCCACCCUGUGCGAGAUCCUAGUGAAAGACUCCGAGAACAACAGCAUCGUCUACCGGAGGAGCAAGAGCACAGACAACCUGAGCUUCCUGAAAAAGAGCUCCUUCAAACGCAAGUCCACGUCCAACCUGGCCGACCUGCGCGGGGCGCAGGAAAAGCCGCAGGCGCCGCCCCGGACCCUGAGCAGCUCCUCCGCGGACUCGGAAAAGCUCGGCGGGUCCGAGAGAAGGACGAAGCGCUGGCGGAGCCCGAUCAGGGCCAAGGACUUCGACAGGGUCCUCAAACUCGUGAGCAACGUGACCGACGCCGCCUGGAAGAGAGAGGGCCCUAAGAGCGGCGCCGCGUCUCCCGUGGGAGCCCCAUCCCCCGUGGGAGCCCCGUCCCCCGUGGGGGCCCCGUCCCCCGUGGAGGCCCCGUCCCCCGUGGAGGCCCCGCCGAGGCUCGGGCUGCACAGCAGGCUGCACGACGACUACUCCCGCCGGGUGUCCAGCUGCAGCGAGCGGGAUAGAAGGCGUGCGGCGUCACCCGCGCUCAGCGCCCCCGUGUCCUGCGCCGCAGCCGCCUCCCGAGUUGCCCGAAUAGACGUUGACACCGCUGUGUUUCCGCUGGAAGCCCGAAACUCUCGUGCGUCGGAAAGCGAUGGCCCCUGUGCCAGCAGCACCUCUUCAAGUCUCAUGGCUUUGGAAUCACCCAGCAGAGACCCCAGUGAGCCGCUGUCGGGCAGCCAGUUCACCUUGGAGCCCGAGCAGCCUCCCACCCCGCUGAGGCCCACCUCGCCCAAGCCCCAGAGCCCCCAGAGCCCCCAGAGCCCUGGGCUGCUCAAGUAUCCCAACACUCUCAGUGCGCCAUCGCUGAGUUCGGUGGAAAGUGAAGAACAGGCCGAGGACCCUGCUCAGCGGAGGAUCCUGCAGGAGGCCGUGCAGACCGCGGGCAGCGAAGAACACAGCAGGCACGCCGGCCCCGGGAGCCAUCCUCAGCUGACCCUCUGCGGGGCAGCUGGUCGGGAGGAAAGGAAUGAGGAGGUUGUUACUGAUGACACCUGGAGGCGAGGCUCAUCACAGGAUGAGGAAAGGACCGAGGCUCAGAGAGUCACCAGGCGGAGAUGGGGCUCCGGGAGGAGGGCCAGGCCGCGGCCGCUCUCCGACUACGGCCAGUUGGCCAGCCGAAGCUUGUCCAUUCCUGAAGAUGCGAUUGCUGCGGAUCCCCAGGGCGAGGACUGUGUGGAUGGGGCCCCCCCAGCCAGCAUGACGGCCCCCAGGCCUGCAGACCAGAACGCUCCAGCAACCUACACCAAGGGAGGCCGGAGAAGACGCCCCAUUUCCGUGAUCGGGGGGGUCAGCUUCUAUGGGAACAGCCAGACAGAGGAAAUCGAGAAUCUUCUAACCCAACCAGCAGCCAGGCCGCCGGUGCCUGCACACCAGGUGCCACCCUACAAGGCCGUGUCGGCCCGGCUCCGGCCCUUCACCUUUUCCCAGAGCACGCCCAUCGGGCUGGACCGCGUGGGACGCCGGCGGCAGAUGCGAGCCUCCAACAUUUCUUCAGAUGGAGGUACGGAGUCCUCUGCCUUAGUAGAUGACAAUGGUAGUGAGGAAGACUUCAGCUAUGAAGAUCUUUGCCAGGCCAACCCUCGGUAUCUACAGCCAGGUGGGGAACAGCUGGCCAUCAACGAGCUCAUCAAUGAUGGCAGUGUGGUCUGCGCAGAGGCCCUGUGGGACCAUGUGACCAUGGACGACCAGGAACUGGGCUUCAAGGCCGGCGAUGUCAUCCAGGUUCUAGAAGCCUCUAACAAGGACUGGUGGUGGGGCCGGAAUGAGGAUAAGGAGGCCUGGUUCCCUGCGAGCUUUGUGAGACUGCGAGUCAAUCAGGAGGAGCUGUCAGAGAAUUCCAGCAGCACCCCUGGGGAGGAGCAGGCGGAGGACGCCAGCAAAACCCGCCACAAGCACGCUGAGAACAAGCACCAGAUGAGGACCAACGUCAUCCAGGAGAUCAUGAACACUGAGCGGGUGUACAUCAAGCACCUCAAGGAUAUCUGCGAGGGUUACAUUCGACAGUGUCGUAAGCAUACAGGAAUGUUCACUGUUUCGCAACUAGCCACUAUUUUUGGAAACAUUGAAGAUAUUUACAAAUUCCAAAGAAAAUUCCUGAAAGACCUUGAGAAACAGUACAACAAAGAGGAGCCUCAUUUAAGUGAAAUAGGAUCCUGCUUUCUUCAGCACCAAGAGGGCUUUGCCAUCUAUUCCGAGUACUGCAACAACCACCCGGGCGCCUGCGUGGAGCUCUCCAACCUCAUGAAGCAGGGCAAGUACAGGCACUUCUUUGAAGCCUGCCGCCUGCUGCAGCAGAUGAUUGACAUCGCCCUGGACGGCUUCCUCCUCACGCCAGUGCAGAAGAUCUGUAAAUACCCUCUGCAGCUGGCCGAGCUGCUCAAGUACACCACCCAGGAGCACAGUGAUUACAACAACAUAAAGGCAGCCUAUGAGGCCAUGAAGAAUGUGGCCUGUUUGAUCAACGAGCGCAAACGGAAGCUGGAGAGCAUUGACAAGAUCGCCCGCUGGCAGGUGUCCAUUGUGGGCUGGGAGGGACUGGAUAUUUUAGAUCGAAGCUCAGAGUUGAUUCAUUCUGGGGAACUGACCAAAAUCACAAAGCAGGGCAGGAGCCAGCAGCGGACGUUCUUCCUGUUCGACCACCAGCUGGUGUCCUGCAAGAAGGACCUGCUGCGCCGGGACAUGCUGUACUACAAGGGCCGCAUAGACAUGGACGAGAUGGAGCUUGUGGACGUGGAGGACGGGCGGGACAAGGACUGGAACCUCAGUGUGAGAAACGCCUUCAAGCUUGUCAGUAGAACCACGCCUGAGGUUCAUCUGUUCUGUGCCAAAAAGCAGGAAGACAAGGCGAGGUGGCUGCAGGCCUGUGCUGAUGAGAGGCUGCGGGUCCAGGAGGACCAGGAGAUGGGAAUGGAAAUCUCAGAAAAUCAAAAGAAGCUUGCCAUGUUGAAUGCCCAAAAGACGGGACAUGGAAAGUCCAAAGUCAGGCUACAGCGGAUGCCCCGUGGCCCCGCCGCACCAGAACCUGCACCCCAUGCACCAGCGCCACGUCACUGUGCCCACCAGCGUGCCCCAGCAGCAGGUCUUUGCCCUGGCAGAGCCCAAGAGGAAACCCUCACUCUUCUGGCACACCUUCAAUAAGCUCACUCCCUUCAGGAAGUGAACACGGGGGGCUGCACUUCCCCGGAGGGGCUGUGAAGAAGAGAACCAUUUUGGUUUCUUCUGUAGGAAAUGUCUGAGACCCAGUGCUGAAAACUUCUUUUGGGGAUCAAUGAAGGAGCCGAAGUGCUUGGGCUCCCUUCGGUCUUCGGAGAUCCAGCUGCCUUCAUGGAAGGGAAGAGAAGUUCAUGACGCACAGCAUGUCUGCACCAGAGUCCCCGGGCUCGCCUGGCAGCCUGUGUCGUGUUCCACAGCGGAGGCCGAUGCUGUGGCUCCAGUGAGCCAUGCCAGGCUGAGCGCGCUCCUGCUGCGGUCCGAGCACGUUUCAUCCGAAGCAGUGGGUCCCUGGUGGGUCCCUGCUGUAUUUGAUUGUGAAGGGAGUCGUUGACAGAGUCGCUAAGACACUGCUACUUGCUCUAGCACGUGUCUGGUCACACUGAGAAGGCGAGCUCUUCCUCCCUUCCGUAGUAUUAGGGGACCCACAGCUGCAGGGGCCGUGGCUGUGGUGUUCCUGGUAUUGUCAGCCGCCCGCACAGCUGCCACGUGUGCAGGAUCUGUCUUGCAGGGCUGAUCCUCACAGGCUGGGGAGGGACACCUGUGGCCACGGCCACCCUGCAGCGUGGCCUGCAGUGCAGGGGUGGAAGCUCCCUCCUGAUUCUGCUGCCAGGAGCGAGAGCGAGAAUCCUGCUGCAGGCAGCCCGGCGCAUCCUUCUCAAACCAGGUCCUCACCUGCCCGAGUGCCUUGUGUAACUCCACGAGCCAGAGUCACUGAGAAACCGCCACGCCUGCAGCUGGUGGCCGCAGGAAGGCCUGUUUACCUUCCCUCUUGUGACACAGCAAGCAUGGAAACACUCUGGUUGGAAGAUAUCCAUAAAGAGCAUCCUCUGCUUCUUCCUGUGCUUGCUUCUGGCAUCCUUGCUGAUGACGUUACAAACACGCAGACUUUCCACAGAGAAAACACGAGGGGCACAGCCGUCCCGCCGCCCAGGGGCUUGAAGCUGCCUUUCUCACAUCAGCCCCGGACAGGAGUGCAUACCUGUGCCGUCAUUAUGUCAGCAGAUUCCUGAAAAUCCAUUCCUUAUAGAGAGACCUCGACCAAGUACCUCGGCUCAGAGAGAGCAGUCUUUGCUAACGAAGGCCACGCGGGGCUGGUGCCUGCAGGUAAUAGUCUCCUUUUCUGGGACCAUAUUGUAAAGUUUGCAGAACACAUGUUCUAAAUACGCCUGGAGAAGACAGGCUGUAUCAGAGAGAGAAGCUGUUUCCCUUUCCCCCUGGCACGCUGGAUCGGGAGGGGGAUGUGUUGCAGUUUGUUUGCGUUUGACAAGCCCCAUUUUUUGUAUGUUGCUCUUGCAGAGUUCCUUUUUCUAAUAGGCCCCUGUGUGCGAAUAAACAAACCUUCAGUGUCCAACAGAGGUGUAAUCUUCCGUGUCCAGGGGUGCUGUUCCUCCAUUCUCCCUGCCUUUCCCCAUAUCCAGAGCUGUUCCUGGAGAAGGUGACAUCAUGUGUCAAAUGCGUCAAGAAAACAUAACCCUGGGCCUCUCUGCUGGGCCCCUGGAGCACUGUGUGACUGCGUGACCCUGUGUCGCCUGGGAAUGCCUGCCUGCGGCAGCAGUGCUAAGAGAGUCCCGUGCCCUGUGGCCAGCCACCCUAGGGUUGCCUCUGUGGCCCCUCACGCCGUGUCCCCAGCUAGAAGGUGCUGCAUGAGGAAGGUUUUUGGGAGGUGCCGUGGCUUCCCCCGCGUUUGCCCCUGUGGGUGGCUGUAUGUUUCCCCAUAGACGGCUCAGCUGUAGCUGCAUUUGUAGAACUGACCUUUUUACUAACAAGGGGUAAUGAUGUGUUUUGGAAACUGCACUUACUGAUUUUUUGGACACCUCAGCAGUAACUGUAGGAGUCUGUGUGCUACAUGGAGUUGCUUGUACAUAUAUGUACAGCAGUUCUCAACAGUGUUGUGUAAUGUAGUAUAAGAGAAUUGCUUUAAGGAAGUAGAGAUCCUUCGCUUAUGUUACAUUUUCAGCAAGAACUCAAUUUCAGUAAAGAAACGCCCUGAGGGUUUCCAUUUCCUGCUGUGUGCUAUCAGGCUGAUGAAGAAAUGCUUUAAGUUUUGUAACCAGUCCUAAUUUAUUUCCCAGUUGAGCCCUAACUUCCUGUUCCCACCUACCUCCGUGGACUUCCUGACAGAGGAUUGUGAAUACCAGGACAUGUUUUUAGAAAAUCAGGUUCGGUUGUCCAGAAUUGUCCAGUCAGCUUUAUACGGUGUGAGAGUCACUUGAUCAAAUGUCUGUCCUAGGUAGAUCCUACCUGGAUUUUCAGGCGAUUUUGAAAACUGCUAACAUUUUUAAAAGGAUACACCAUCCUUUGACUUUCUGAAAAUCUUUAUGUCUAGCUUAGAUUUUCUUAGUAAAUACUUGAGUUCUACAAAGAAUAGAAGACUCAACUAUCCUCACUUUUCGUUUGCUGAACCUCCUUCUUCAUUUAAGUCACAGGUUCCCCUUGGAAAGAAACAAACAGCCCCUACAUGAAUUGUGGAUGCUGGCUCUCCUCUCCUUUACUCUCUCCUCUCUCCUCCUCUCUCAUUUUAACCCUAUGUUCCUUAAUAGGUGUGGGCUAAAAAAAAAAUGGCCCAACCUUUUGAUGCAUUUCAUCUAUCUCUGACGUUUCAGAAUCUGCCCACUCUGUUGACAAACAGUCGAAAUGGCCCUGGACCACAAGCAGCCUUCUCCAUGUUGGUCAUACCUAAAAUGUGUCACUGCCCUGCAGGAGACGCCAAGCAGUCAUCCCAGGGAAUAUUCGCAAUGUUCUCUGGAGAGUAAGCGUUGUCUGUCUCUGACCUGCAAACUAAAAAGAGGAGAAGUGAUUUACCAGAGCUUUCAUGAUGAUAACCAUCCACACAGCUUUCGUUAGAUCAGUCUUUUGUCUCCCACUUGAGUAUCUGAUGUCAUAGUCAGAAACAUUUUACCAACAUCUAGUGCUAUUUCUGAAUAUUGUGCCUUUUUGUGCCUAUUUCAGCUGAAGACUGUUCAGUACUGUUGUCUAGACAGAAAGCAAACAUAUGCUUAAUUCAAAACUCUGCUCCCAUAGACACCUUCUGUAGAGGCCCAGGUGACCCAGCAUUUCACCAAGUGGAAGCUUCUGUACACUGAACGCCCUGCUAUUCCUCAGAACACAUCUACCCAGUUUCCGAGGCAGAGAACAGCCUGAUCACCUGGGCUGGGGGGGUGGGGAGGAUUUCUGCAGAAUGACUGCGUCAAGGGAGGAGAAACAGAGACGUGUCCCUCACAGCGCGGUGCCCACAGUGUGAACAGGUACCCUUUCAAUAGCGCACAGGCCCGGGGUGCUGCACUCAGCCCCACUGCAGGCUUAAACCAGAAGCAGAAAAUUGCCCCUCAUCCCCCUCAUCGCAGCCUCCAAACGCUUUCCCUGUGACAGUUUCACCUGGCUAAGGCUGUUUGUUUUCAGGAUGCAGCAAAAGCGGAGCUCAGAGACUUCAGGAAGAAAUAAGUGCAGGCCAGCUGGUCUUGACCAAAAAAGAAGCUUAAGUAUUCAAUGUAAAUUUAUUUAGCUACAAAUACUCUUCAUUGUUGCCUGCCUGUAAUUAUCUCAUAGGCAUUGACAUUUGUAUAUAGAAAAGGCUUUUAACAGAUUCAAUAAUUUAAUAAUGGGUCUUUUUUUUUUUGUAAAUAUUAGCAUCCAUUGUGUAUGACUUGCCUGACCUAUUUGGCAAGACUUUUAGUAACUUUUUAACUCAGCGACAUCAAGAUGAUGUUCUUUGUAUAAGUGGGAACUUCCACAAUGAUGAACUAGCUGUUGACAGCUGAACUAGGGUGUACAAGAUUGCUGUAACUUGAUAUGUAUUUUUGUUGAAUGAGGAUUUUGUAAAAAAAAUGUUAUUUGAAUGAUUUCUUGUAAAUGCUGUGAAUCUAUAUUUGUUGUUCUGUAUAUUAAAAAUCAUUUGCCAAACUG